AGCAACUUUAUUUACACAACGCUGGUGCACACGGAUCAUCAAGCAGGGUUGUCCUUCAGUACAGCUAACCAGCUAGCCUGAUCUACGGCUCAUUGUCGGAGUUCUCGUAAUAACAGCUUCUUAAAGGAGAAUAGACCGCGCUGAACGAUGGCGACGAGGAUUUGGCCUGUUAUGAAACUGGCCACCAAGGUGACCAUUGCAGGAGGAGCUGUCUAUGUUGCCUAUGACUCUGGUCUCUUGGGGAACAGUGAACAGGGCUCAGAGGCUCUGCGUAAGGCCAAAGCAGUAAUCCCACCUGCCAUGGAGGAAUGGAUGAAGUACUUUGGUGUGGAGGCUCAGCUUCCAACCAUACCUAAGAUUGAGUUCUCUCCUGUUGACGCGUGGAAUUCUGGCGUACAGUGGACGAUUUCAAAUCUUUCUGAGGCCCCGACAAAAGCCACUGAAUACACAAGUCAGGGGCUACAGUACUUGAAGGACCUCACAAAGUGAACAUGAACUCUCUGGACAGCCUCACAUUAUCAGUCCUUUUGACUUUUGCACUUCAGAAUGACAUUACUUCUUCAAAUGUUGAACCCUGCCAUAAGAAUGAUGCAACACACAACAUCAAAGAAAACUGCUAGAUUAAAAGCAAGGAGGCUACUCUGCUGAAUGGGUACUGUGGUUUUCUAACUGAUAGUGGCCUUUGAUGGGAGAUGUACAUAAUGGGAAGGAAAUUUUAUUUUUAAGAAGGCAAUCUUUCAUUUUGUGUAUACCUCAAAAUUGUGUAUACCAAAUAGUUGCUAUCGGCACUGUCCAGCAGAGAGUGUUAUUCUGCCCUCACCUUGCCCAAAAAAUGUUAAGAAUAUCUGUGUGUGUAUAUAUAUGCAAUUUCACUAUUUGUGAGCAAUAUAUCAAUCUUCAAACAUCUUGUCUCAUCUUUAGUUUGAUCUAUCAAGUCAUAUCACAUAUAGUGCUCGGUCGACAAAAAGUGUAAGACCAUACAAAUGUGCAAAAAUCUUUAUUAAUCAUGACAAUAAUAAUGACACAGUUCACUGUUGAUUCUGCUACAACUUGAAAAGAGGGGGAGAUGACCUAAAGCGUGAGGAAGAGCACACGCAGCCAUUUAUGAUCGGUUGACUCCACUGUACACGAUGCAGACACACUCCACAGCACCGCGAGCGGCGAUGUUUAGUGUCAACUUUUUUUUUUAAAUCUAAAUGUAAGAAAACAUUACCCAUUCUGCCACGUGUUAUCACUUCUUCACAUCCAAAUAAAGUUUAUAAACCUUGAGGCACUGAUCAGAUAUGAUGCAUGCAGAAAAAAAAGGCAAAGGCUGAAAAGACUGAGGCCAGUUCAGCAACUACAACACGGUAACGAAAGCGAGAUGACGUCCACGUGGCAAGCGAAGAGCCUUAGCUUCCCAAACAUUGAUUAUGCCUAAUCUUAAAAUAAAUUUCUGAUCCCA
Molecule: messenger RNA, 1444 nt
Organism: Maylandia zebra (zebra mbuna)
Lineage: Eukaryota; Metazoa; Chordata; Actinopteri; Cichliformes; Cichlidae
Gene: micos13
Product: mitochondrial contact site and cristae organizing system subunit 13
Biological process (GO): cristae formation
Cellular component (GO): mitochondrial crista junction; MICOS complex
Source: RefSeq, a predicted model, not a curated record